AUGUCCCAUCUUGAAGGUGACAUUGAUGACGGGAGCUAUGAAGGGUCAACCCUCGGCUCUCUCCCCCAGGACCCCGCCCCCUCGGCUGCCGUCGCUCACCUAUUGGCCAGCUUUUCUCUGGAAGACUCAUCAGCGGCAGCAGACGUUGCCAGGAAGCAGCCGGCCUUCUCCUCAAUACUCACCAUGCUGGCCAGCAUGGUCCAGAGGCCCCAGACUGUAGUGCAUUCUCCACCCUCAGCAUCCACCUCCAGCAACGACAUCCAAGCCGACCAAUGGCCUUCAGAGAAUCAGACUGGAGAGGUCCCACCUUCAUCUUCAGUUCCCGCAGCAACAGGCGUCCCCUCUUCAAGCUCAGAGGAAACAACAAUGAACAAGACCUCUACAGCCAUCGUGUCCCCUCUCACAGCUUCCAAAGAAGCAGAGGUUGCAAACACAAAGAAUGCUACCAGCUCACCCCCUUCUCGUGUGAGAUAUACCUCCGUACCCAGCAAGCCCGAAACCACAACCGCAACCACCACCACCACCUCCACCAUUCUCACCACUCAGGAAUCUGUAAGAACCACCACUCCUCAGUCUACAAGUGUCACCAGCAUGACCACGACCACUGAGGUCACAAGGCCCACAACCACUGCGACGCCACGGCCUACCACGGUCGCACGGACGACGCAGACCCAGACCGAGACCACGACCACAGAGAGAACAACCACGACCACGGCCAGAAUGUCAACAACUGUUCUGACUCCCACGUUCAGAGCCACUACGCAGACAUACAAAACGCCCCCUCCUGGAAGGAGCGGAGCUGGACUCAAUCCCACCUCCACCCCCAAGGUUCCUCCGCUGCAGUGUAACAUCUCAGAGAGGCUCUGGGUGAAAACAGUUUUGUCGAUACAUCAAAGGAGAAACCGGCUUGAAAGCACACUGAGACAGAAUCUCCCCAAAGCCCUCACACAGGUCCUGCAGAAGGCUCUCAAUGACAGCAGUGUCCGUGCACAGAUGGAGAAGCUGCUGGUGGGCUCCAACGUGACCGUGGGGUACUACGCGGUGAGCGGCUCCACGGUCUACAUAGCCUCUGUGGUGGUGGAGGCUCUCAGCAUGUACGGAGUUGGCAAGAUGAUGGCGGACAUGAGGCAGUUUGGGCUGGCGGUGCAGGCCCUGCCCAUUCACGUCACCCCCUGGGUGCCCACCCCAGCCAUCUCUCCUCGCCUCAGUACAGUCCUCAGGUUUGUGGGUCCAGGAGACAAUAUAAAGUCCUGCAGCUUUGCUCAGAUGAUGGAGAAGAGGCUGGAGAAUGCUUUUGCGGAGGCAGAGUCCAAAGUGCUGAACACCCACAGCAGACUCUCAGUUCAGAUUCUGAGUGCCUCCCAGUUGCCGGGCUCUCCCUCUGUGUCCCUGACCUAUGUGGUGUGGAACGGGAGCACCCUUCUGAAUGGCACGGCUUCCAGCAACCUCCUCAACCAACUCACGGCUGAGCUGGUGGGGUACUUCCUCUACUUCCCCCCCCUCGUCAUCGCUGAGCCGUUGGAGUAUCACAACCUCAACACUUCUGCUGCAACCAGAGACUACUGGGUUAUCACAGUGAUUCAGGAUGUGGACAGCUCGUCCUUGGAAGGGAAUUAUCAGAGCUUCGCCAGCCUGAUGGAGCAGCGCUUGGCUGAGGGCUUCAUCGUGGCCCACCAGGAGGGGUCAAGGUUCCGGAGGGCGGCUACCAUAGGAAGUUACACCGUCCAGAUGGUCGGCAUUAGGAGAGUGCCUGGCCCGAAGAACUCAGCUGAAAUGACCUACUAUGCCCUGCUGAAUGGCUUCCCCUUAUCUGGCUCCUCUGCGGCCAAGAUCCUCAACACAGUGGACUCCCAGACCAUGGCCCUUACUCUGGGUUACUUCAUCCAGCUCCAAGCUGAACCCGUGGUGAAGAACCCGCCCAACAACCUUUGGAUAAUCGCCGCGGUGCUGGCGCCCAUCGCCGUGGUGACGGUCAUCAUCAUCAUCAUCACCGCCGUCCUGUGCAGGAAGAACAAAGGCGACUUCAAGACAGACGCCAUGGGCAACCUCAACCCCCGCGCAAAGACUUCCUACCGGAGGGAGGCCAGUUAUUACCACCAGCCGGUGCAAGGCUUUGACUAUGCCAAGCAACACCUUGGCCAGCAGGGCGGCGAUGAAGAGGCCCUGCCUGUUACACAGGAGACCAUGGUCCUGCCCCUUCCCAUCCGAGAUGCCCCUCUGACACAAGAGAGGGGGAUGCACCUGGACGGUAGCGGCUCCAAAAAGACGCUGUCCGGCGAUAUUCGCAAAAGCAGGUUGCCUAGCGAGGACGGUUCCCUCGUCAGCAACGAAUCAGGGAAGAUGCACUCGGGCAGGGGCUCGACGGUACAGAAAGUUCCGGCGCAGCAGAAAAUGGCAAAGGAGGAGUCGCGCACAAGAAGCGAUCCCUACGACUCCUCAUCAGGCUCCCUGCAGCUCAUUUCCAUUAAGCCCAUGACGGCCAUGCCCUACUCACACCCGGCUUCCUCUGACCGAAGCCAGGACUCUGCCAUCCACAAUGGGGAGGUAAACAUGGCCCUGAAGCAGAAGUCGGACAUCGAGCACUACAGGAACAAGCUGCGGCUCAAAGCCAAGCGGAAGGGUUACGACUUCCCCGCCAUCGACACCAGCAACAAGUCAUACACGCACCGGCAGAGACACGGCCACGACGCGGCACACAUGGAGCUGAGCAAGGCCCCGGACCCUGAAGAGGAGAGGGCCUCCACCUACGUCAAAUCCAGGAGGAGACACCCCCAGAUGAGUAAACCGGCCUGCCGAAGCCGACAGUCUCUGAACAGCCCCAGUCCGGGCGGAACCGAAAUGGACCUGCUCGUCAUGAGGGAGAGGCCCAGGAGGGGAAUCCGCAACAGUGGCUAUGAUACGGAGCCAGAGCUGAUCGAGGAGACCAACGUGGACCGGCUGACGGGCUCCAAAGGUUAUGCUAGCGGGCGGCAGGUCAAAGGUCACUCGGAGACGUCCACUCUGAGCUCGCAGCCCUCCAUCGACGAGGUGCGGCAGCAGAUGCACCUCCUCCUGGAGGAGGCCUUCAGCCUGGCCUCCGCCGGCCGCUCCACACACGGCCACCCCCAAUACCACCACCUCCACGGCCCCUACAGCCCAGGACAGGCCCUGCCCUACUCAGACAUGGUCACCAGUGCCCCUGGCACCAUGAACAGGCCCCAUGGCGGGCUGCAGUGGGUGCCAGCAUAUGGACCGGAUGUGUACCAGUGCAGCCUGCCCAAACCUGCCUUCCGGUUCACUCAGCUUCCCGACAUGGCUGUGGGGUCCUCGCCGCCCCCAAUACCCCCAAGAACAGGCCCUGCUUCUGGAGCAGCCCUGGGGCGCUCCACUUCUGACAUGGGCCCCAAGGCCAGGACCUCAGAGUCCUCCAUCCCUGAGACACACAGCCAGCGCAACACCGCCCCCUAUGUGCCAGUCACUAGAGCGCCCCUUCCUCCUGUCACAACGGACCAGUCCGUCUCAAACUACUCAGGAAACCCAAUAACAGCAGUGUACGCCAUACCAGCCAGCCGGGGCGGUUACUCGGGCUACUUUGUUCCCACGCCGCCCUCCUCCUACCGGAGCCCCUCCUGGAUGUCCUACCCCCCAGAGCCGGAGGACGUGCCGCACCAGUGGGCCGACUCUGUGCCCCUGCCGGGGUAUGCAGAGGCCUUCCCUCACCCCCAGUACCCGCGGGGAAGCCCCCUGGUGCUCCCGCGUCAGUACAGCCAGGCAUCCUCCACACGCAGCGGGCCGGAGCCUCCCCCCACGCCCUCCACCGCCGCGUCUCAGCAGAGCCUGACGGAGACGGCUGAGACCCCCGACACCUCCCUCAGCAGCAUCUCCACCACCGCCCUGGUCAAGGCCAUCCGGGAGGAGGUGGCCAAGCUGGCCAAGAAGCAGACCAACAUAUUCGAUUUCCAGGUCUAAUGCUCCCCCCUCCCCCCCCGGGACUUGAAGGCCGUACGACGUGUGUGUGUACCGUGACGCUGGAGACCUGACUUGCGUUCAAGAUGGCUAAUGUUCGCCAACAUAUUUUUUUAAAAAUUCCGUUUGGCGCUAAUGUUAGCGAACGUUAGCUCACAGUUUUAAAAGUAGUGCCCAGCAAACAAAAAUGGUUGUUGACAGGGAAAACGCAGACAGAACAAAAGUCUACAAUUAGAUAGUUGGCUGUUACGAUACAGCCAUACAGAUACAGAUGGACAACGUUUGCUAACAUUAAAAAAAAAGAACAAUUUUGUUUGGCGCUAAUGUUAGCUAACGUUAGCUCACAGCUUGAAAAGUAGUGCCCAGCGAACAAAAAUGGCUGUUGAUGGGGAAAACGCAGAGAGAACAAACGUUUACAAUUAGAUAGUCGGCUGUUAUGAUACAGUCAUUCCGAUACAGACAGCUAACGUGUGCCAACAUAUUCAAAUUUUAAUGUUUGCUGUCUUGAACGCACAUCAGGUUUAUGGCCCAAGGUGGGCAAAUGCUUCUUGAUUUUUAUGUUUGUCUCAAUUUGUCUUUCAGUUUUUUGUCGUUUUGGCUUUUUGGAUAAUUUCCACUGGUUCAUUGUAUAUUUCUCAUUGAAAGGCUAAAUGUUAAACACACUCUUAUACAUCGAAUGUAGAGGUCCUAAGAUGGGACUAGGCACUAUUAGGAACAUUGGUAACGGUACGGCAUUUAAUUAAUGCAAGCAGUGAGCCUUUUGGCCAAAACAUCAUUAGCAAUAGCAUCAUGAGCAUUGUCAUCAACAUCAGCAUGAUGUAAAGUACAUAAAACAUGGGAAUAAGCUUGAACAAUGUGAUUGUAUAUUUGGUAUAAAUACACCCAGUGAUAAAUCCCUCACCAGGCCAUAUACACACGUAUAUAAGACCUCACACAUCGGCAGUGAAUAGAACUACAUCACUGUCACUUUGUCUCUGCAGUCCCCCUGAGUGACAAUGAAAGCAGUUUUGCACCAUAGAUAUAUACAUAGUAUAGUAUAUCUUUGAGUCUGGAGUUAACUUUUUCAUUCAUACUGCUACACCAACAUUCACAGUUUCAAAUUCCCGAAAGUUUGUUCAAAUUAACCCAAAUUGAAGAUGUGCACUAUAAUAUGUUUACUUUCAUAUUUGUGGAGAAUUGAGGAAUGGUUCCUGAACAUGACAUAAUUAAUGUCUCUAGAAAUUCCAGUAUCCAUAAUUGCUGCUAUUGUGGUGAUAUACAUGACAGCUAAUCAAAGGCCUUUUCUUUCAGUCAUAUACAAUUGAAUGAUAAUAUUUUCAAGUCCAUUUUGUUACGGAGCAUAAUCAUCUGUUGCAUAUGUAUUUUAAAGUGAUUGGCAUGUAUUUAUCAAAGACGAAUGCUUCUGCUGCAUGUAACCCUUGGAUAUUUGACAUAAGGGCCUUUUGUAUGUAAGGGGGUGGGAAUCGAAAAAAACUGGAAGGCCACUGAACUGGUAAAGCUACUGAGCUCCAUCCAUAGUGAAACUAUAUUCAGAAAUGUGGAUUCAUUACACUGAAUUGUGAAUGUCCUUUGUAUGAAUAUAUUUUUUAUGUUAAUGCACUGGAACGUAUAAUGGAAAAUCAUUGAAUGCACUUUAUCAUUUGAAAGCAUUGAUAACGAUAUUGAAAUGAAAGUUAGAGCUAGGUAAUACAUUCAGGAGUGAAGGUGUUGGUCAUUUGAUUCUUGAGUGGAAUGACACAGACAGUUCCUGGUAUAAAACACCAGACCUCAAAUAUCAAAGUGAAUGUUAUGCAAUUGUCAGAUAAAAUGUGAAAAACUAAAAAAUGCAAUUUUUUUGAAUUAAAUAAUGUAUGCAGAAAUUAGAAAUGCAUAGCAUUUUGGUUGGGAAGUACCCAGAUUUGAAAAAUAUCUGCAUAUUAGCACAACUGUAGUUCGACUAACUGUUCAUGGUUCAGUAUGUUUACAAUACAUAGCCUACUUUCAAUAAACAUUAAAAAAGAUAAAUAGACAUUUAUGGUCAGAGCCACCUGCAACACAUCGUUCCCCUCUCUGAGAAACGUGCACUUGGCUCUUAGGUUUACCUGGCACUGACAUCAGCCAGGUGUAGGCUGCAUAUGCCAUUCCCGGUUACUGAAGCUACAGGCCAGUUUAUAUUUAGCACAGUCCACUCUCCUACCCAAAAUAUAGACAGCUAGCUACAUCUACCUUUUAGUUAAGAUGUUUGACUGCUCGAUUGGGGCAAACUGCAUAUUGCAGUUGCAGUAUAGGACUGUUUCCAUAGAAACGCUCACUAUCACAACAAGAAGGUGGUUGCCAGUGGCCCUGUGCUGUGUUUAAAAUUGAUAAAUAUAAAUAAAUGUAUGGAAUUACAUGGUUUUAUAAUGUGUCAUUUUAUAAUUUUAUUUAGAAAGUGGGACUCUCUGUGUCCUAGAGGGAUGUUCCUGCACAAUAGACUGGAACAGGUAUUCACCCUAGAUAUCAAUGGAGCCAUGAACUCAUGAGCUUGCAAAUGAAAUAUUUACUUUGCUAUGGUCUAGACUGAGCAGGAAGAAGUGUGCAUGGCAAUCCAAAUUGUUUAAAAUGUUACCUUCUUUUGCCAUCACCAAAGUCUGCAGAAUACCUCGCCUAAAUCUUUGGACUUCCCUUUAUAAUGUGGUUUAAGGCCAACAUACUGCCACACUGAAGAUGUUGCGAUGUUUUUUAGUUUUUUUUGCAAUUCAAUCUUGGGCCUCUAUCUUCCUCUGUACUCCUGUCUAAUGCGCUAGCCAAUGGGAUCAUUUGAGACAUGUAACAUGUUCAUAAGCAGUGCCAGUACUUUAAAAAGGGAUGCUGUCUAAUGGAAUGCCUUCAGUAUUCAUAGAUACAGUCUAAAACGGUACACUAAUAGUCUGGGCAGAGGCCUACCAUGGUAUAUGGUGUUACCUGACCAUAUAGGUCCAACUCUGCAUUGCAGUUUAUAUGACGGAAUAUCCAAUUGUGUCAAAUAUAUGGGCCUACUGAUUAAUUAUAAACAUACCAUCAACAACAUAAUAAGUGCAAUUUGUGGUUGAAAAUCCAGAUGCAUUUCACAAGUCCGUUUCUUUCUGACAUCAGUACAUUUGUAACAGUUUGAUUCACAAUCUACUUUUGUCAAUUUUUGAAAAUAGCCACUCAAGUAAUUUUCAGCUUGGGCUGAUCUCAGUGUGUAUCUAAAAUCUCUAGCCAAACAUGAUUGAACAAUGAAUAAUGUCUCUUCUCAGUCAGCUACAGUUCAAAUAAAUAAAUAGAAAAGACUGCACAAGUGUAAUAUACUGUACAUCAGACAACCAGCCAACAGAUGCCUGCAUAUCCUUGUCUGUUGCAUUUUCUUAUGUACAUGCUUUCUAAUCAUAGUCAUAUUUUCUUUUAAGUGCAAUAAAUGAUAUUUGUCACUAAUUUUGGGAGAUGAACACUGGACCCAAACCCAGAAAGUGUACUGUAUAUAUAUAUGUAUAAUUGUACAGCUUUACAUUCAGUGUUUUAAUGUUUAAUCUCGGUUUCUGGCAUUCUUUUUUGCUGAUGUAUUGAAACCUGCAUUGAUGAUGUCAGAUGCUUAUGAUGAUGAUUCCUGUAUCUGAUUUGUUUUACAGUUGUCGACCAAAUUCACGUGUAAAAAUGAACAUGUUCGCAUUGUACUGUUUCAAAAAGAAUAAUCAUUGGAAAAAAGAUAAAGGAUUUGAAAUCAAAAGAAGGAUCCUAAUAAAAGUGUUGGUAUGAGUGUA
Molecule: messenger RNA, 7685 nt
Organism: Conger conger (European conger)
Lineage: Eukaryota; Metazoa; Chordata; Actinopteri; Anguilliformes; Congridae
Product: UPF0606 protein KIAA1549L-like
Exons: 22
Coding region: 1-3948 (1315 amino acids)
Source: RefSeq, a predicted model, not a curated record